CCACCCAUACAGGAAGUCCCAACAGGAGAGUGAAGUAGCUAGCUAACCGAGGUGAUACGAAUAAAGGGCAGGCAAACUAAUCAGACAAAAUAACUGGAAAAAGGGAAUGCUGCGAAAUAGCCGUUUUAUUUUAAAUACAAGAUUGUAAAUGUUAGCAAUGUGAGUUAAUGUAAUAGUUGAGACGCUGCAUUCUUAAGACGUUAGUUAUUAGUUAACUUAGCUUUAAGUAACUUAUGCACGCAGUUCAGAAAAUCUUAGACUGUUAUUGCCUCUGUAACGGCAAUACUUGAUUUAAGGGGAAACGCCAAGUCCUCCUUGGUAUGUUAAGAAUAAUUAAAUCUACUGUAAAUGUGGCUGUACAGUGUCGGACCGGAAAUAUAUCAAAACCAGUAACCCCGAGUAAGUUCAUCAUGUCACGUCGGCUACAUGCUCGCAGACUCGAUGGAGUGGACAAAAAUAUAUGGGUGGAAUUCACUCAGCUGGCUGCUGAAUACAAGGUUGUAAACCUUGGUCAGGGCUUUCCUGAUUUUUCCCCACCCAGCUUUAUUCAGGAAGCCUUCUGUCAAGCUGUGAGCGGGGAAUGUUCGCUUCAUCAGUACACUCGUGCAUUUGGCCAUCCACCCCUGGUGAAAAUUCUUGCAAAGUUCUUUGGGAGGAUUGUGGGCCAGGAGAUUGACCCAUUUGAGGACAUCCUGGUCACUGUGGGUGCUUAUCAAGCUCUGUUCUGCACAUUUCAGGCACUGGUGGAUGAGGGAGAUGAGGUGAUAAUUAUUGAACCGUUCUUUGACUGCUACCAGCCAAUGGUUAAAAUGGCUGGUGGAAAAGCUGUCUACGUGCCUUUAAGACAGAACAAAGAGACAGGAAAGGCCUUGUCCAGUGGAGAUUGGGUUUUAUCUCCUAAGGAGCUGGCAAGUAAAUUCACAGAACGCACAAAAGCCAUUGUCCUAAACACUCCCAACAACCCCCUGGGAAAGGUGUACAAGCUGGAGGAGCUACAGAUGAUUGCUGACUUGUGUGUUAAACAUGAUGUGGUGUGCAUCAGUGAUGAGGUGUAUGAGUGGCUCACCUACGAUGGUGCAACGCAUGUGAAAAUAGCCAGCCUUCCAGGAAUGUGGGAAAGAACAGUUACCAUUGGAAGUGCAGGGAAGAGUUUCAGUGCCACAGGAUGGAAGGUGGGCUGGGCAAUGGGUCCUGGCCACAUUUUAAAGCACCUGAAAACCGUCCAUCAGAAUUCCGUCUACCAUUGUGCCACUGCAGCUCAGGAGGCGGUUGCUCAUGGAUUCCAGAGGGAGUUUGAGUGUUUUGGGAAACCAGAGAGCUACUUCCUCCAGCUGCCUGAAAGGAUUAAUCAGAAGCGUCAGAAACUGGCCCAGUGUCUGGUGGAUGUGGGCCUACAACCCAUCAUGCCAGAGGGAGGAUACUUCAUGAUAGCUGACAUUUCGUCUCUGAAUGUGGACUUUCAUGAUUCAAGCACACAAGAUGAACCUCGUGAUUACAGAUUUGUCAAGUGGCUCAUCAAGAAUAAGGGUUUGGCCACAAUACCAGUCUCUGCAUUUUACAGUCUGGAACACUGCAAAGACUUUGAAAAUUACAUCAGGUUCUGCUUUGUCAAGGAAGACUCCACACUAAAUGCUGCUGAGGAAAUCCUGAAGGAGUGGAGCAAGCAACAAAGAAAAGAGUACACUAGAGCUGUUAAGAAUAAGAAGACCUCACGCGUGAUAGAGAUAAACAUGUUGCGAAGUACUGUACUGAAGAAGGAAAAAGUCAUUCUAAAUGAGGCCGAAGGAAAGACUGAUUGGAAAAAAUGGAAAGCCGAACGAAAUGAAGAGAAGAAGAAACGGAAGGAAGCAAAACUCAUCAAACAGCUAGAGAAGCGAAUCAAAGAUGAAGAACAGCAAAAGGAGCAGUUGGUGCUAGAACAGCAAGAGAAAAGCAACGGUCGCCAAUACACAGUGAGCAUCGCCUUACCGGGGUCUGUGAUGGACAAUGCCCAGUCUCCUGAACUGCGCACGUACCUCGCGGGACAGAUAGCUAGAGCCUGCGCUGUAUUUUGCGUGGAUGAGGUGGUCAUAUUUGACGAGGAAGGGGAGGAUACGAAGAGUGUUGAAGGAGAAUUUAAUGGUAUUGGAAAAAAAGGGCAAGCUUGUGUGCAGCUUGCUCGGAUACUACAGUAUUUGGAAUGUCCGCAGUAUCUACGGAAAUCUUUUUUCCCCAAGCACCAGGACUUACAGUUUGCUGGACUGCUGAACCCUUUGGACAGCCCUCAUCAUAUGAGAGUAGAUGAGGAUGCAGAGUUCAGGGAGGGCGUGAUACUGGACAGGCCAAGCAAAGCAGGAAAAGGUUCCUUUGUCAACUGUGGCAUGAGGAAGGAAGUACAGAUCGACAAGCAGUUGCAAGCUGGUUUGAGGGUCACCGUUCGCUUAAACAAGACCCAGAUCGCAGAGAGCAAAGUCCACAAAGGAGUUGUGGUGGCACCGCACUCACCGCGGACUGAAGGUGGACUGUAUUGGGGCUACAGCGUGCGCCUUGCUUCCUGUCUCAGUAAUGUGUUCACUGAAUGUCCACAUAAAGAGGGCUAUGAUCUGACCAUUGGUACAUCAGAAAGGGGCAGCAACAUUGACUGUGUGCCACUAUCACCAUUUAAACAUAUGUUGGUAGUGUUUGGGGGGCUGCAAGGACUGGAGGUCAGUGUGGACACUGAUCAGAACCUGGAUGUCACUGACCCCAGUGUUCUGUUUGACCUUUACCUCAACACGUGCCCGAAUCAGGGCAGCAGGACCAUACGUACCGAGGAGGCAAUCCUCAUCUCUCUGUCAGGGUUGAGACAGAAAAUUGUUGCAGCAUUCAUGGAUCGCAAAUCUUGACUGAGUGCUCCAAUGAGGACUAGCUUUUGGAUCCAAAAGAGUAACAAAUCAAGGAGAUCAAUUGGCUAUUUUUACAUAGCAGGGUACUUUACGAUGUUUUGUCUAAUAAUGACUAGCUUCGGGAGAUAAAGCAAAAUUGUUCAGUUAAAUGUGUAAUAGUCAUCCUUGCAGUACAAGUAAGUGUGUGGACAGAGUGUCAUUUUUGUAACAGCUGUUUGUGUAAAAAGCAGCCACAUGAACUUUUAUUCUUUUCUGUACUUCAUGUGUUUCCACCAUACCUUUUUGUAUUUUCUGCUUUGUGUAAAUGAUGACAUGCCAAAUGUUGAAUUUUUCAAUCUAAAACAUUUUCACACAAUAAAUGUAACUAUUUAAGAGAAA
Messenger RNA from Conger conger (European conger), 3242 nucleotides. RefSeq lists its product as uncharacterized. The record is from RefSeq and is a predicted model, not a curated record. Gene Ontology annotation, biological process: biosynthetic process. Lineage: Eukaryota; Metazoa; Chordata; Actinopteri; Anguilliformes; Congridae. Gene Ontology annotation, cellular component: cytoplasm; mitochondrion. The coding region runs from base 321 to 2864 and encodes 847 amino acids. Gene Ontology annotation, molecular function: pyridoxal phosphate binding; L-kynurenine:2-oxoglutarate transaminase activity. The transcript is spliced from 26 exons.